AUUGCGUCAAUUUGGGCUUCAACCACGUCUUCAGUCUCCGAGUGGAGCUACUCAGAAGAGCCAAAACAGGAAGGGGGUUGCAAAUCAGUGAGCAAAGGCGAGGACCGAAGCAUCCCCUCCCCCCCUCUCUUCCAGCCCCCUCGGAGCCUUUUCCUCCACCUUCCCCACUGCUCGUGUCUCCAGGUUUGGGGUUGUUGUUUUGUUGUUGUUGUUGUUUUUCUUUUUCUUUUUAAGGAAAAAAAAACAACAACAAACAACAAACCAAACCAUAAACCACAUUAAAAAAACCCCAAACCAACAACAAAACAAACCAAACACGGCGGAAAAGAAGGUUGCCCGUGACCAGUGAGACCGGAGAGCACGGGGGACAGCAGAGCAGUGCGUUCGGCACCUCGGGCAGGUCGCUCGGCCCCCCGGGGGAGGCGACUCCCGCAUCCCGGACAGCGGCUCCCGCAUCUCCCGCAUCCCGGACAGCGGCUCCGCUCGCCCCGCACGGCGGACCCAGCCCCGCGGAGCGCACCGCGCCAACAUGGCUCCGAUCGCCGCCGGCCGGCAGCAGCUCGAUGAAAUUCCUACAGUGGUUGGGAUCUUUAGUGCAUUUGGCCUUGUCUUCUCUGUCUCCCUUUUUGCUUGGAUCUGCUGCCAACGUAAAUCUUCCAAAUCCAAUAAAACCCCUCCGUAUAAGUUUGUCCAUGUUUUGAAGGGGGUUGAUAUUUACCCUGAGAAUCUCAACAGUAAAAAGAAGUUUGGAGCAGAUGAUAAAAAUGAAGCAAAGAACAAGUCAGCGAUGCCAAAGAAUUCUCUCCAUCUUGACCUGGAUAAGAGAGAUCUGAAUGGCAACUUCCCCAAAACAACCUCUAAAAUCCAGAGCUCUCCAGAUCUUGAAAAUUCAUCUCCUAAGCAUUUUGCAGAAAGGAAGAAAGAUUCAGUAUCCCCUGAUAGUCUAAAAUCCAUCACUUCUCUGUCAUCUGAAGAUAAACAAGACAAGCUAGGAACUCUCUUUUUCUCCUUAGAGUACAACUUUGAGAAAAAGGCAUUUGUAGUGAACAUCAAAGAAGCACGUGGACUGCCAGCAAUGGAUGAACAGUCAAUGACUUCUGAUCCCUACAUCAAAAUGACAAUCCUGCCUGAGAAAAAGCACAAGGUGAAAACCAGAGUGCUGAGGAAAACUUUAGAUCCAGCUUUCGAUGAGACUUUCACGUUUUAUGGGAUCCCAUAUAGCCAAAUUCAAGACUUAACACUUCACUUUGUGAUCUUGAGCUUUGACAGGUUUUCCAGAGAUGAUGUCAUUGGAGAAGUCCUCAUUCCCCUUGCAGGAACUGAACUAUCAGAAGGGAAGCUGCUAAUGGACAGAGAGAUCAUCAAAAGAAAUGUUAGGAAAUCAUCUGGGCGUGGAGAACUACUGAUCUCUCUCUGUUAUCAGUCUACAACAAACACGCUCACUGUGGUUGUUUUAAAAGCCAGGCAUCUACCUAAAUCUGAUGUGUCAGGAUUAUCAGACCCUUAUGUCAAAGUGAACCUCUAUCACGCUAAGAAGAGAAUUUCUAAAAAGAAAACCCAUGUGAAGAAAUGCACUCCAAAUGCAGUGUUCAAUGAAUUGUUUGUCUUUGACAUUCCUUGUGAGGGCCUUGACGAUAUCAGCAUUGAAUUUUUGGUUUUAGAUUCAGACAGGGGGUCAAGGAAUGAGGUCAUUGGCAGGUUAACCUUGGGAUCUUCAGCAGAAGGAACAGGUGGAGAGCACUGGAAAGAAAUUUGUGAAUAUCCUAGGAGACAGAUUGCCAAAUGGCAUAUGUUGUGUGAUGGUUAGCAGCUCAGAGAGGGGAUGCAACUUGAAAAGCUGUGUAUGUUUCCAUAGGCAAGAAGUAGUUUUUUUCUUUGAUAUUUAUAAUUACAGGCUUGUAACUACAAGAUUUUUUUAAUAUUUUUUUUGGGGGGAGGGCUCUGGGGAAUAAAAAAUGGAUUGAAUUAUCAGAACAGAAGGAAACUAAAGUUUCACCAUAAAUAAAGGAAUUUGUAUUACAUUAGAAUUUCACCUAAUUCUGUGAGAUGCUUAUUCUUCUGGAGUUUUAAUAGUCUGAAGAUUUUGAAGCACUACAAACUUCAGUAAGAACAGGCUAUGUUUUAUGAAAAAGUUACUGGAAGCAUUAUUAGUACUGUUAUACAGAAGAAGAUAAUCUCAUUAAAAUAUACCACUAAAUCUAGAAAAACAAACAAACAAAAAAAACCCUGUGGCUUAAUGGGAAGGGGGCUGAGUCUGUAAAAGUCACAGGGAAUGAGAGUGAGUAGGAGGGGAGUUCCUUCUGUCCCUCCAUCAAAAACCUUCUAUGAAAAUUCAAUCAUUGUUUUUAAGUUUUUGGUUACUUAUACUUUGAUCAUCCCAAAGACUGAAGAGAUUUUCAGCAAUUUACUUUACAUACCAUAACAUGCAAUUAAUUGUUUUAUGUGUGGUAAUACUGUAUAAUUAUUUACAGUUUACUUUUAAAUAUGUAUGUAUAUAAUUUGUUUUAUUACAGUGACUGAAAUAGAUACAUUCUUCAAAUCAUCAAGCAAUUUAACAUACAUUCUUUUGUUGAAAAGGGCUGCUUUAAGGGUGACUGCACAUGCUAUAGUGUAGCUAGAAUUUGGGAUUAGAUAUGGCUUGCAGUUUUUUCCUCCAGCAAGGACUUAAGUAUUUCAAGCCAUGGAAAAGCGUUUCUGUUGAGACGAGGUAACAUGCAGGACAUUACAGUCAAUGACCUUCCACCAAUUAUAUUUUAAACCAGUCAAUAAUACUUGAAGAAAAGUAGUUUCUUCUUUUGUUUUACUUUAAAAGAAACAAAAACAAAGAAAAGAAUGAGACAGAGAACAAAAUCUUAUUAGGCUGUUUAACUUUAUGAACUGUGAGUAAUACCAUUAUAGUUAACAAGGCUACUCCCCACAUAAGGAUUUGAAUGCAUUUUUAAUCUAUUGCAGGAUCAGAAACAGAACUCACAUUACAAUUUAUCCAAUAUUAUGUUAGACAAACUACUUGGAAAGUGCAUUUCACUUAGAUUAUAUGCAUUGAAGUCCAUGCUGAUUGUGCUGAAAAUUGGUGGUGGUAAGGGAAAAUAACAUUCUGAUUUCAUGUUAGUUUGACAUAUGUAUGUUUAAACUUAAAAUUUGCAAGGCUGGGGGAUCAUUAUAUGUAACAUAAAUAAUACAUAAAUAAAGCAUUUAGAUCUGUGAAAUUUACUCUUGGUCAUGCCAGAUAGAUUUUUAGGCUGUCAAAAUUAGAGCACAACUAUUAGCAGAUUAUUUCGUAAGGUUUGUACACUGCUUUCUGAUACACAAUUGUUUUCAGAUAUUACUCCUACAUAAUUUUCAGUUACAAUAUAUAGGAAGAAGAAUAUAAUGAUGUUAGUUGUUGACGUAAGAAGGAUUUUAAAAGUGAAAAACCGUUUUCAGUAUUUUUGCUUACGUCAUUUUGUCAUGUGUAAUGCCACUGAAGUGAAUAAAACUUUUUGGGGAUUAACAUAUUGCUCAGUGUGAGUACAGGUAACAGAAUGAGCAUGUCAGGUAAAAAAACCCACAUACAUUGGAUGUCAGAUUAUUUUAAUGAAAAAACAGAUCCAGGUCCUAUUUGAAACUGUUGGAGAUUUGUUGUCAACUUUACCUGUUCUCAUAUGGCUAACUUAUGUUUGCAGUAAAGGACACUGAAAUAUGAAAUAUGCAAGUAGACAAAUAGUACUGGAAGAAUUCUAUUGAGGCUCUUCCAGGUUUUGUGUUGGUAUUUUCUCCAGUUUUUGAGAAUGUGUUUGAUAUAACAGUGUUUAUAAAUUUCUGUAAAAAUACAUUUUCAAAAUAACAUGAACAUGCUUUUUAUGAUAAUGCUCAAUGUAAAAAACGUGCUUAUUGUAUGUAAAAAGGAGAGGAAUCUUUUUUUGCUUAUAUGUUUAGAAAGAUGAUUAACUGUGUAAGGGCUAGAGUUUGCCAGCCACAUUCAAGCAGAGCUAAUCCAAAGCCACCAAGUCAAAGGAAAGAUGCCCACAGACUUCAGUGGGGUUUGAAGUGCAAUCACAGAGCAAAGCUCUUCCUAUGUCAACCCAGCAAUGCCAAUAGGAUCAUGGAAAAGGGGAUAUACUGUUUGAUCUUAUGGCACCUGGGGAACUUUAAGUCAGUAUCACACAAUCAGAGUUGUUUUAUACUGAACGUGAUUGCAUGAAAGACAGUGGGACAGCUUGUAAUUAAAAAUAAAUUAAAAAAAUUAGGUUUUAUAUAUUAGCCCGUAAGUGGUACAUUAUCUCUAAAAAAUCAAAUGACAGGAGUCAUCUGUCUUCAAUGGACAAGAAUUCUGACAUUAGUAGAACAAAAAAUCCAAUCCACCUUUUUAAAUUAAUGAUGGGAUGUAAUUGUCUAUCGUUUUGCAUCCAACAAGUCGUCAUCAAUUAUUUUUUAAGUUCCUGUAGCAGCUUGAGGGUUAAUAUUUCUAUCAGCUAAAUGGCAGUUGUUGGGAGGGCAGGGAGGUAAGAAUGGCAAAGGGAAGCAAAGACAUUUUUAUUAAACCUAAAAAAACCCUGUAAAUAGAAUUUUGGUUUUCACUUAAAGAGAUGUUUAGCUUGGAAAGUUGAGUAAAGACGACUUGUAACACAUCUGUAAACCAGACAAUGCAGGAGCAAAUGUGGACCUGUACUGAGACAAGAAAUUCUGCUGUUUUAUAAAUUACUCAAUCCUCAUUGUGAAUAUUUUGAACACUGUUAAGGAUACUGUACUGUAUUAAACAUGUAAAAAAAAAAAAUGUUUGUCAAAGUAGCUUACAAAAAUAAUAACUCCUUGAAUGGGAGAUUAUCUACGUCUGGAGAACUGUCGUAACUAAAUACCUGAUUCGUUAUGGUGUUGUAACUUAAUAGAAGCUAUUUGAGAGGAAGCAUGGUGUAUGAGAUUUUGUAAGUUAUUUGUGCUGGUUCUGUAUGUUGUGCCAUGUGUGUAAGACAAGAAUAAACUGCUGCUUUCGUUCAUCCCAUCCC
Molecule: messenger RNA, 4982 nt
Organism: Apus apus (common swift)
Lineage: Eukaryota; Metazoa; Chordata; Aves; Apodiformes; Apodidae
Gene: SYT4
Product: synaptotagmin 4
Exons: 4
Coding region: 530-1807 (425 amino acids)
Biological process (GO): calcium-ion regulated exocytosis; regulation of calcium ion-dependent exocytosis; regulation of dopamine secretion
Cellular component (GO): membrane; axon; synapse
Molecular function (GO): SNARE binding; calcium-dependent phospholipid binding; calcium ion binding
Source: RefSeq, a predicted model, not a curated record